Messenger RNA from Pocillopora damicornis (cauliflower coral), 2244 nucleotides. RefSeq lists its product as uncharacterized. NCBI's taxonomy places the organism in Eukaryota, Metazoa, Cnidaria, Anthozoa, Scleractinia, Pocilloporidae. The record is from RefSeq and is a predicted model, not a curated record.
CCAAAUCAGUUUCAACUUAUCCGGAAGCACCAUUUUAGCCACUUUCAUAUAUCAUUUGUGGUUUCUAAUUCUGCCGCUUGAUGUCCAGUCAAGGAGAAUUCCGUGUGGCUAUUUAUGCCAGCGAAUACAAGCAAAUUUGCGCUUGGGUCUUAAAAGAGCGAAGUUUAGAAACCGGCGGAGAUCUGUUCGGGCUUUGGAACAAUGAUCACACUGCAGUGAUCCAGCUCGUUUUGGGGCCUGGCAAAGAUUGUCAAAGGACUUCGGGUUCGUUUUACCAAGAUGUGAAUUACUUGGAGAAGGUUGGCUGCCAUUUGACUAGCAAGGAAGGGCUCUGUCACAUUGGUGAGUGGCAUUCUCAUCACACAAUUGGUCUUAAACGACCAAGUGGCGGAGAUGAACGAACGGUUUGGACAAACAUGCCUAAAUAUGGGCUGAGUCGCUUUCUACUGUUCAUUGCAAACAUUGAAAACCGAGAUUUAUCCGCCAGCGCAGGAUGCUUCCUGUUCGAAUUCGAGAAGAAUACCAACAAGAGGAAGCCGGUUCGGAAGGGAAAAUUCGUUUUAUUGAAAAAUGAAAGCCCCUUCCGUUCAAGGUGUCAUGAUGUUUUCGCGGAAGAUGCAGAGUGUCUGAACCAGGAGGAAAAAGUGGGUUUACUGGAAUUAUCCAAGAAGGCUAUCUCCGUGCCCAAAGAGCGGCCUGUAGUUACACAAAGGCAGCCAUUUGAUGAAGAACGGGGCGGUGGCAAUGAAGAUGAUAAAGAAUUCACGGUGGCCAUUUACGUCAGCGAGUACAAGCAAAUUUGUGCUUGGGUUUUCAAAAAUCAAGAUCUUGAGACGGGUGGAGAUUUGUUCGGUCUGUGGUACGAUGAUUACACGGCAGUGGUCCAGUUCGUGUUGGGUCCCGGUAUAAAUUGUCAGAGAACUACCACCUCGUUCUUCCAAGACGUUGAGUACUUAGAGAAGGUUGGCUCUCAUUUGACUGGUAAGGAAGGACUUUGCCAUAUUGGCGAAUGGCAUUCCCAUCAUAAAAUCGGCCUCAAGCAACCGAGUAACGGAGAUAAACGAACAGUGUGGACAAACAUGCCUAAAUAUGGGUUGAGUCGCUUUUUGUUGUUCAUUGCCAAUUUUGAAACACACGAGAGUACAUAUGACUCGGUGAGUGUCGGCUGUUUUUUAUUCAAAGAGAGCAAAACCAGUCAUCGAAAGUUGUUUUCAGGAAGAUUUAAGCUCUUGCCAACAGAGAGCCCUUUCCGCUCUAAAUGUGUACGCAACCCAAGCUUAAUAGAAGGGGCAGAGGGUCUCAAUGAAAAUAAAGAAAUAAAUUCUCUGGACGAAGUUGUCACUGGUUCAAGUGAGAUGAAAGAAGAUGGCGAGCGACCCUUAAUGGUUCGUGACGAGUCAAAAGACCUGGCUGCCAAGCAGUAUCCAGCAGAAAGUCUUAAUGAAAGUAACGAAAUAAAUUCUCUAAACAAAGUUAUCACUGGCUCAAGUGAGAUGCAAGAAGAUGUCAAGCGACCCUUGAUGGUUCGUGAAGAGUCAAAAAACCCGGCCGCCAAGCACUGCACAGCAGAGGGUCUUAAUGAAAGUAACGAAAUAAAUUCUUCGGAAGAAGUUGUUAGUGGCUCCAGUGAGGAGCAAGAAGAUGUCAAGCAACCCUUGAUGGUUCGUGAAGAGUCAAAAAACCCGGCCGCCGAGCACUGCACAGUAGGAGGUCUCAAUGAAAGUAGCGAAAUAAAUUCUCCGGAAGAAGUUGUUAGCGGCUACAGGGAGGAGCGAGAUGUCAAGCAACCCUUGAUGGUUCGUGACGAGUCAAAAACCCCGGCCACCAAGUGCUGCAAAUGCUGCUCAGUAAUGUAGAUCAUAGGAAAGAAGUUGAUACGAUGUACUGAUACAGAUCGAGCUGAAUUUUUUCUUCAGUACAGAUAGAAAUUUUAAGUCAGUUUAUAAUAACCUGCUUAAUCGUAACUCCAAGGGAAAUUUAGUUAGUAUGAAUGGAAGCGAACAGCAUGUAGCUACGUUUUGGUUUGCUCUGUUCAUUGUGAUACUUAGUGCUUUUCUUAAUGUUCCAAAAGUUGAUUUGGCCAUUCACGCUUCCGGAUAAAAAGUUCCUGUUUGAAUAUUCAAACAGAUGAAAUCUGUGACCUGGCUCAGACUUCGGCCGGGAAUGUAUAUCGUCUAUUAUGGCCUGAUUCAAGUUUUCAAUCUCCCAAAUAAAAUUCAGUCGGUUCCAUGAUACUUAAAAUAA